Molecule: messenger RNA, 3018 nt
Organism: Balaenoptera acutorostrata (minke whale)
Lineage: Eukaryota; Metazoa; Chordata; Mammalia; Artiodactyla; Balaenopteridae
Gene: TMEM200C
Product: transmembrane protein 200C
Exons: 2
Coding region: 456-2309 (617 amino acids)
Source: RefSeq, a predicted model, not a curated record
GCCGCAGCCACACAAAGAGGCGCCGGGCCGGCCGGGAGCGCCGCGGGAGGGCACGGCGAGGGACCGGGGCGGCGGCGGCGGCGGGGAGAGCGGCUCCAGGCAGGAUGCAGGAUGCGGAGGAUCUGACACUUCUUGGAAACUCUUGGAAAUGGCUCCCGCCCCGGCACCGUAGGGGGCUGCGCAUCCCGGGCGGGCGCUCGCCCCCGCUGGGCUGCUGAGCCGCGCUCGGAUGGAGGGCCCCCGAGGCGCUGUCCCUGCGCUCCGCCGUCGGCUCGGGCUGAAAAAGUUUCUCCAUGGUUCCUUUGUGUAGCCCGAGCGCCCGUUCGCUGGCCGCGAGCUGCCCCAGUCUUCCCGGCGGGAGGAGGUGGCGGAGCAGCUAGUGGGCAGCUGGUGCCCCCCCGCCCCCAGCACAGGCCUCCGCCCCAGGGGCUAGCCCCGCACUGCACCCGCUCGCCAUGAUCGCCACCGGCGGCCUGCUGAGGAUUUCCGCCAGAAAGCAGGAUCCCCUCCGCCCCCCGAGCCAGGUUCCCAAGCGCAAGCGGAAAGCCAGGAAGAGGCGCAAGAACGACGUGGUGGUGGUGAAAGGCAAGCUGAAGCUGUGCUCCGUCUCCGGGCUCAUCGCCCUCUGCGGGAUCCUGGUGCUGCUGGUGGGCAUAGCCUUGGCGGUGGUGGGCUACUGGCCCAAGGCCAACGGGACCAAUAGGGAGGGGGGUAAGCAGCUGCCGCCUGCGGGCAGCGGCCACCGCGUCCCCACCAUGACCAACAGCAGCAGCAGUGGCAGCAGCAACCGGUCCAGGAAGCAUCCGGGGCCUCCGGAGGGUGUCACCGCCAGUUCCGUGGGCGCGCCCAGGAGCACGCCUCCAGCACGGUCCCCCGCGCCCUCUUCGUCCUCCUCUACGUCCGUGGGCUUCUUCUUCCGCAUCUUCUCCGGCUACCUGCACUCGGACAAGCUCAAGGUCUUUGGGCCCCUCAUCAUGGGCAUCGGCAUCUUCCUCUUCAUCUGCGCCAACGCAGUGCUCCAUGAGAACCGGGACAAGAAGACCAAGAUCAUCAACCUGCGGGACCUCUACUCCACCGUCAUCGACGUGCACAGCCUCCGCGCCAAAGACCUGGCGGCCGCAGCGGCUGCUGCCGCCGCCGCCGCCGCCUCCUCGUCCUCCGCCCCCGCCUCGGCGCCCCCAGGGGCCGCGCCGCUGAACGGCUUCCUCAGCUACGUGCAGUCGCGGGGCCUGGAGCUGAAGCCCGGAGGCUGCGGCGGCGCCGGGGACGCCUUCGGGGCGACGGCGAUGCUGGGCAGGGGUGCGUGGCCCCACCCCGCGGCGCUGGGCGGGGGCGGGGGCGGGGCCCGGGGCGCCGCGUCCCCCCAGGACCUGGCCUCGUCCCCGCGCCGCCCGCGGGAGCCCCAGAGCCUGGCGGAGGCCGUGUACAGCAUCUACCGCGAGCGCUCCGGCGUGGCCGGCCGUCGCCGGGCCGCCGCGGCCGCCAGCAGCAGCAGCAGCCCGGCGCCCUGCAGCCCCCCCGAGAGCUGGGGGCGCCAGAGCACCGCCAGCUCCCUCGUGGGCUCCUCGCUGAGCGCCUUCGCGCUGCUGCCCCCGCCGGGGGACCGCGACGGGGACGGGGACGCAGCGGGCGCGAGCCGCGGCUGGCAGCGGCCGCCCGGGGAGCGCGGCUCCCGGGAGAUCCCGCGGGGCGAGCUCGACCUGAGCUUGACCGACCUCCGCGGCGCCCGGGGCGGCGCGCGCUGGGCGCCCCGCGAGCCGGAGAAGCCGGCGGGCGCGGCGGCCGCGCGCACCGCCAGGGGGCAGGGUGGCCGCCUGCCCAGGACCAGCAGGUACGCGGCCCUGCGACGCCGCAGCACCAGCGGGCUCCCGGACUACCGGGCGCCCUCGUCCCCCGAACCCCCGCCCGCCUCGCGCAGCGCGGACCUGGACUCGAGCGUCCUGGCCCCAGCUGCCUCCCCCGAGCCCCCGCUUCGGCGGGAGCGCUCGCCCCCCGCCGGGCCGGACUCGCCGAGCUCCCAGUCGGAUGACCCGUCCUGCAGCAAUAAGGGCUACACCCCCCUGCGGGAGGCCGGCACCUCCCUGGAGUCGGUGGUGGACCCGGUGGCUGGUGAAAGUCCAGACGGUGAGGCCGCCACCUCCCCGGGGGCGGAGCAGAGCCCCCCGGAGGGUCCCGGCCAGGAGCCCAUAGCGGGCGAGCCCCCCCAGCGUGUGCAGAGGCAGUUUACAAACGAGGAGAAACUCUUCAUGAUUUCCCGAUCUCACGCCCCAGGGGUCGAGGACGGAGAACUGGAAACUACUGGCAUUUAGGGAAAGAGGAGGCGAGAAAAGAGUGAGAAAAUAGGAGAAACGCCCGCUUGAAGCAGUGAGCUUAACAGUUCCCUCUGUCCUUGGGGAUUUAUCCGAGGAAAUCGUCCACUACCCAAAGAGCUGCAGAAUGUUAGCCUUGAAUUGAGUUCACGAGAUUCCUGUAGAUACUCCAAGCAAUUUUUUAAAACAAAAGCAAACUAGUCUUCUAUGUCCGAUGGUGAUUGUAUGUUCUAUGAAAACCAAAUGUAUUAAAAGGUCAGCAAUCUAGUUCACGAGAUAAAAUUCUCUUAAUUUUCUUAGGAUCAAAAUAAUAUAUUUUUGACAGUAACUGUGCACUUUACUCCAACUUUUUUUUUUGGAUCCCUAAUUUCCCUAACCUGUACUCUGCCGCUGGUUUUGUCCACAGCUGCUUGUGAAUGACAAGCUUUUUGCCUCCUAUGCUUUUGUGGAGCAUAGAAGGGUCUGUCUCAGUUCUCUGAGAACUGAUAUUACGAAAUGAAGUCAAAGCCAAAAGCAUGAGUUCGUCGGGAAAGAGCACUUUCCUUGCCCCACCCCACUCUGCUCAUCCAGUUGCCCAAAGGCCUCUCUAUUUUUGAAAAGGGAAUUUACAUUUUGCUACUAGGGCGUCUAAUGGAGACCAGAGGGGGCCAGCACCUAGAUGGACUGUUACAUUCCUAAAUUCACUAUAUCAAGUACACGAUACUUUAUG